AUGCCCCCACGCCAUUCCUCAGGUAAGGGAAGCGGUGAUGGGGCAGAGAGCAAAGGGAAUGGUGUGAUUUGGCGCCAAGGGAAGUCGAUACCAAGGAAGGGAGAGCCAAGGAAAGGAAGCUAUACAGCCUCGUCAUCCGGCAAAAGCUCUGUCCGCUACGGAAAGAGCAAGGCUCGGGAAGCUGGCCUCGCAAAUGACCAGCGAAUCCAGCACGAGGCUUUUAGUGGUCAAACCGACGGAUUCCGGCGGAAUGCUGGUAGUUCAACCAGCUCGGCUGGUAACAGUCACACCAACUGGAACCAGCAGUACGCUGGAUGGGCUGGUCUCUCCAGCGCCGCCUACAUGUCAUAUACCGAGCUGUGCAGCUUGAUGAAGCGUUUGCAGCGCGAGGAUAAAGAGCUGCAAGACUUGUGGUGGAGGUGGUGCGAGGCUACUGCCUUGGGCUGGAGAGAUCCUAAACGCCACUCUCUGGAGUCGUUGCGCGGUUUUUGUCGAGCUGUGGAAAUGGGCACAGUGCCUCAAGCUUCGCAUGCGCUUCCAAGCAUCGAAUCAAGCUGGUGGCAUCAGGUGUUGGUGGACCGCGUCAAGGAAGGGCAGCGGCGCUCCCUUGAGUUCAAGACCCAGUGGUGGAGAUAUUGCGAUACCUCUGGCAACGGCAUUCGAGACCCAGGCCGCCAUCCGCCAGAGUUUAUUCAAGGCUUUCUGCUGUCUGACAGUAACGUCCUUGCAGAGGGCGGACACUUCCUUACUGUGAGCCUAUGA
Molecule: messenger RNA, 762 nt
Organism: Effrenium voratum
Lineage: Eukaryota; Dinophyceae; Suessiales; Symbiodiniaceae
Source: the annotation of a GenBank genome assembly